Molecule: messenger RNA, 831 nt
Organism: Guillardia theta CCMP2712
Lineage: Eukaryota; Cryptophyceae; Pyrenomonadales; Geminigeraceae
Exons: 9
Coding region: 1-831 (276 amino acids)
Source: RefSeq, a predicted model, not a curated record
AUGUCCGAGACCUCCAAGGCUUCGAGGAGCAUCGCGUCGGCGUCAGUGUCCAUCGUUUUUCAAUAUACACUCCUUUUUGAAAAGUUGAAAAAAAAGCCAUCAAAGUUUGACGCAGCCAUGGAGGUUGAGGCAGCAAGAAUGAAGCAAGAAAGCAUGGAUAUUCGUCUCAAGACUUCACUGAUGAAAGGAGCCUUCGAGAAGCAAACUGAUAUGCGAGCUGCUCUCUUUCAUGAUGUGAUCAGCUCUUGUACGGAGAAUUCGCCGGCAGAAUUGAGCGAAUCUAGCAUUGUUCCUGUCCAGCUUGAAGAACCAGAAGACAAUGCAGUUCCAUGCGAUAUCCUCCCAUACUUGAAGGCUCAAGUUUACGAUGCCGUCUCAGGGCUCAACAUGGAUCAAGAUGUUUGCAGACACUUGAAGCUGCUGGGUCUUGUAAAUAAUGCAUCAUUAUCUGUCAUGCACCAAGAAAACAUGUCAACGUUGAUGAAAUUUCGUCGCCAAGAAUACGAUCUCUAUUUCAGAAGUCAGCCGUACAACAUGUCGCCGAGCGAAGCAAUUCGAACCUUCGGUUCGGACAGGGAAUUGCUUUACGCCACACACAGCUCAAUGCAAGUGACAAAUCAACCCAUUUCGCAGGGAAUCAAACCUCUGCACAAGACAUCAGAAGUGGACAAGAAAUCUACUCAAAGGGUAGCACGGCCAAGGCCGAAAUGGCCAAAGUCAAUAUCACUAAGUGGAGACGAUGAAGACAAUGAAAGUCGAGAAUCUCCAGUGAUCUAUCGAAACCUGAGCAAGACCAAGCGAAAGCACGGCACUCAAAGGUCAAACAGCUAA